AUGGCGCUCGUUCAGACUAACCCGGACGCCUAUGUCAUCAAGCCCGAGGCUGCAGCGCCUGCUAUUGACACCAGCGACUGGCCCCUGCUGCUGAAGAAUUACAGCGAAUCUAACAUGCCCGCAGUGCUCGUACGCACAUCGCAUUACACGCCCAUUCCCCAAGGAUGCGCGCCGCUGUCGCGAGACAUCAAGUCGUACAUUAGCUCGGGUGUCAUCAACCUCGACAAGCCCUCGAACCCAUCUUCUCACGAAGUCGUGUCCUGGGUUAAGCGCAUGCUGAGAGUCGAGAAGACUGGUCACAGCGGCACCCUCGACCCCAAGGUCACCGGCUGCCUCAUCGUCUGCAUCGAUCGCGCGACCCGUCUCGUCAAGUCCCAGCAGGGAGCUGGAAAGGAGUAUGUCUGCGUCAUCCGCAUGCACGACAAGCUCCCAGGAGGCGAGGCACAGUUUGCGCGCGCCCUCGAGACCCUGACUGGUGCUCUUUUCCAACGACCACCGCUCAUUUCGGCCGUCAAGCGCCAACUCCGUAUCCGAACCAUCCACGAGAGCAAGCUGUACGAGUUCGACAACGAGAGGCAACUCGGUGUGUUUUGGGUGAGCUGCGAGGCGGGAACCUACAUCCGUACUCUGUGCGUGCAUCUCGGUCUUCUGCUUGGUGUCGGCGCACACAUGCAGGAGCUGCGCCGUGUCAGGUCUGGAGCCAUGGACGAGACCAAGGACUUGGUCACCCUCCACGACGUUCUCGACGCCCAAUGGCUGCACGACAACAACCGUGACGAGUCCUACCUGCGCCACGUCAUCUCUCCUCUCGAGAGUCUCCUUACCAGCUACAAGCGUGUUGUCGUCAAGGACAGCUCCGUCAACGCCAUCUGCUACGGUGCCAAGCUCAUGAUCCCGGGUCUUCUGCGAUUCGAGAAGGGCAUCGAGAUCCACGAGGAGAUCGUUCUGAUGACCACUAAGGGCGAGGCGAUUGCACUUGCGUACGCGCAAAUGUCGGCUGUUGAGAUGUCUUCGUGCGACCACGGAGUCGUUGCAAGGAUUAAGCGUGUCAUUAUGGAGCGCGACCUCUACCCCAGGAGAUGGGGUAUGGGCCCAGUUGCGACUGAGAAGAAGAAGAUGAAGGAGGCCGGCACUCUCGACGUAAGUGUGAUAUUUUCACUAUUAGGUAAAUAUGGCCGCCCCAACGAGAAGACCCCCGCCAAGUGGAACACAGAGUACAAGGACUUCAACAGGGUCGAGGGUGAAAGCUCCGCACCUGUUGCCCAAAUCACUUCUUCCGCCGAGGCCCCCGCCGUACCAGAGGCUGAAGCCGAGGCCGGCGCAGCCAUGGACGUUGACAGCAAGAGCAGCAAGAAGCGCAAGGACCGUGACGAGGACGACGAAACGCCCGAGGAGAAGGCCGAGCGCAAGCGCAAGAAGAAGGAAGAGAAGGCAGCAAAGAAGGCCAAGAAGGAGAAGCGCAAGAGCAAGGCUGCGGACAGCGACUCUGACUAA
Molecule: messenger RNA, 1494 nt
Organism: Parastagonospora nodorum SN15
Lineage: Eukaryota; Fungi; Ascomycota; Dothideomycetes; Pleosporales; Phaeosphaeriaceae
Exons: 4
Coding region: 1-1494 (497 amino acids)
Biological process (GO): snRNA pseudouridine synthesis; mRNA pseudouridine synthesis; box H/ACA sno(s)RNA 3'-end processing
Cellular component (GO): box H/ACA snoRNP complex
Molecular function (GO): pseudouridine synthase activity; RNA binding
Source: RefSeq, a predicted model, not a curated record